AUGGAGGAUGAAGCCCAAUACUAUGACAACGGCUGGGCCGAUGAUGAUGAGAACACGGCCUAUGCAGUGAAUUCAAACAAACAUCUCAAUGAAUUACAGCGACUCUCGGCAUUCCAGCAGGUGACGACAAAAGUACCACCCUCCUACGAUGGUAGGGGCAGCUGGUUCACCUACGAAGACGCAAUCGAUGAUUGGUGUGACAUCACGGAGCUGGAGAAGGAAAAACAAGGACCAGCACUUCGAAACCGUCUUGAAGGUGAUGCCGCGAUCUACAGGAGCUUGCUGGAUAGAGAAAGGCUGAAGGAUGCCAACACAGGUGUGCAGUACUUCAAGUCUUUUCUGAGGCCCCUCUUUGUCAAGGGUGCCCAGAAUGUGUUUCUCUAUCGCUUCCAGCAGUUCAUGAACAUCCACAGAGGCAACAGAAGUUUCCUCGUCAUUGAGGAAGGAUACCUCGAAGACAGCUACGGCUUUUGGUGCGAAGAUGACGAUGAUGGCACCGAAGGCUUCUUGGACGCCUACGAAGACUCCUUUUGGGUGUACGACGAAGAGAACGAAUCCUGGUUCCAGAGGAGAUUCCAAGGUAGAACAGUCCGUAAAGGAACUGGCAAAGGAAAGAGACGCCGAAAAGGCGGCAAGGCGAAGGGCAAAAGAGCCCGUCGCUUCUUUCGCCGCAAAGGAAAGAGAUCUCAUUAUACUGCCCAGGACACCUCGGAAUCAUGGCAAACGUCAGACAACACCUGGAGCGAUAGCACGUGGUGGUCCAAUGACAAUGGCUGGUAUGAACCCUGGCAAGGCGAAUGGCAUCAAGAUGGAGAUGAAGAGUACUUUGCCUUCAAAGGAAAAGGAAAGAAAGGAAAAGGCAAGAAAGGAAAAGGAAAAGGCCAUGGAAAACAUGGAAAAGAUGGCGAUCAACAAGCCAACAUGGCCGAAGAUACUUCCAAAAAUCAAGUACAAUCAACCUCUUCAAUUUCCAAUCCGACACCUACCAUAGGUAGUACCUUUUUCGUAGUUGGUUGCCAGACAGAGGAAAUGGAAGGCUCUGUCUCAGCAGAGGUAUCCAAGGAGUUCUGCUGUGCAAGUAACGAUGACAUGGAAGGCUCUGUCUCAGCAGAGGUAUCCAGAGAGUCUGGUUGGACAACUGAGGAAAAACUGGAAAGCUCUGUCUCAGCAGAGGAAUCCAAUGAAUUUAGUUGGACAACUAACGACGACACUCUGGGCUACCUUGUGAAGGAGAUGCAGCCAACACUUGCGGUCCUCGACCUCGGUUGCACUUGUGCAAUGGUUUCGAGGCAGGGUGCGCAAAGUUUCAUGGAGUAUGUGGACCAGCGUCCACAUUGUGGCUUGUGGUACAAGCGUAAGGAAUCGAUCUCUCAGUUCUCCUUCGCCAAUAGCGAGCAGGCUAAGUGCAAGGAGAAGGUCGUGAUCUGCAUGUACGACAAGGAUUACGCUGAGCAAGCCACUGAAUUCGACAUUGUGGAGCAGGGCAACGUUCCCUUCCUCAUGUCACUUCCGCAGAUGAGAAAUUUGCGUUUUCGUCUUGAUCUUUCUCCUACGAAGGCCUUACUCAACAGCUCUCCUCUAGGAAUUAAGAACCUUGAGCUCAAUACAUCCAAGAGUAGUCAUUUAGUUUUUGACCUCCUGGAUUUGGCUUCGUUCAUGUGGAACGUCAAGUUCCCUCGAACCCAUGUGAGCUUCUUGGUCAACAGUUCCAUCAACUAUGACUUGAGCAACUGCACCUCGGUCGACGCUUUCGCCGUCGAGGACGAGUGGGUCUUGGAUGAAAAAGAGAUGAAGUUGAUGAGGAUCCACAAGAAGGCACGUUCGCAGAUUUUUGUUCCAGUUCAAUCAACUGUUCUUAUUCCUUUUGAAUUCCUAGAUUCCCAAAGGGAAACUAGUUUCGACUUUUUCGAUGGUUCAAAGGAUAGUCAGGUAGAUGACUGGAAAAGUACGUUGGGCAAAGCCCAGCACCGUACGGAAAAGCAGUGGGAAGGUAGAACUGUUUUUAAGAUCUUACCGGGUGGACUUGAGCGUAAGUCAACGAAGAUCUCUGUUAGGAGCACCGGGCCAAACAGGCGCGGUAACCCGGAAGAUCAAAUCACCGGAAACUCGUCAUCGUCAGGCGCCAAGAAGUUUCAGGCACCAACGUCCAGAAUCAGGAAGAAGACUGAGGGCACUCCAGUUGCGCCUCCUGGACGUGAGAAGGUCGGAAGCGGUCCCUCCGGAUCGGAACCGAAACCUUUCUCAAUGGAAUGCCAAAAAUGGCAGACCUGUUUCCAGAUGAGCCUAUCCCGGCACCCGGAAGGGAAGAUACAGAACCCAGGCGGAUAG
Symbiodinium sp. CCMP2456 is the source of this 2328-nucleotide messenger RNA. Lineage: Eukaryota; Dinophyceae; Suessiales; Symbiodiniaceae. The record is from the annotation of a GenBank genome assembly.